AAUGGCUGCCUCGGUGUUUGUUUUGUUAUGAAUGUUCUACCAACAAACUAAGUGUUAAAUACAUGCUACAAGGUUUAAGUCCUACUAAACUUAUUUGCCAAGAUCAAUACGUUGUUUAUUUCCAUUCAUAUAAGUAGGGUCUAGUUUGGGCUUUUUAUCAGUGGGAGUUGAUCACGGCGAUUGUAACGAACAUGUGCAGAGCUUCAGCUUCAAGUUGGGAUCACGAGUGAAGAGUAAUAUGAUGAGAAAAUGUGGAUUUAAGGCACGUUUAUAAUAAAAUGCAUUUGUGGACCAUCCAUAACUUAUAGUUGCAUGAAGAGGACUGCAGUCACAAUUGGAAGAUCUUCAAAAUGAGUGAAACUUGGAAACGUACACUCUCUCUUCCCCACCUACCCAAGAAGUUGAGUAGCCGAAGAAAUCUUCACGCUUAUUUUUCCAAAUUUGGUGAGGUUCAAGGGACAAAUGUGAAUAAAGAUAAUAAAAGUGGUGUGGUGGUUUUUGCCUCCCAUGCUGAAGCUAAAGCUGCAAAGAUUCAUGGUAAGAUCUAUGAAAAUAAACCUUUGAAAAUUCUGUGGUUUGAAAAUGCAUUAGAAACGACCGAAACAAGAUCAGACCCUAGGGCAACAGAUAAAGAAGACGUAAUUGAUGUUGAUGAUCUUUACAGUGAUGAUGAUAAGGAGUGUUUUGGAGUUGAAAAAGUGGCUGCUGUGUCUAGGAAGAAACUGGUCAAGGAAUUGAUAAAACCACAGGCAAACUUAUUAAUGAUCAAGAAAAGAUUAGGCUCAUUAAUUAAAACUAACGUUAUGGACCAGACAGAUGAUUCAGAAAGUGACAAGUCUUCUGUUUUGGUUAGGAAGUCUCAACCCAAAAUCGCAAUGAAAAAAGUGCUAGCAUCUAAACGGAAGUUACUGAAGAAAGAAGGGUUAAUGUCUGCUGGGCUCAAGAAGACAUCAACGAUUGAAGAAGUUGGUAAUCCAACUGUUGCAGUACCUGAAUCAUUAGAUUUAAAACAUAAACUCUCCAUGUUAGAUGAAAGGGAUAAAUUAAUCAGACAACAAACCGUCAAAGAUUCUGAUAUAAAGACAGCAGUUUCUAUCAAAGGUACGUGCCCUGAUAUGUGUCCUGAAAGGGAAAGAAUUAUUCGCCAAAUUGGGCAUCAAAUAGCAGUUUAUGAAAGCUUACCUGGAACUAACGAAAUGGAUGAGAAUAGAGCCAUUAAAGAGUACUCCAGGAGUUCAGCUGAUCAGAACGUACCAUUGCCUCAUGAACUACGCCCAGCACCCGUGUUGUCAAUGACAAUGAGCUAUCUUAUUACAAACAUCAUUAACCAAAUAGAUAAUCCAAAUGAAAACAAAUCUGUUUGGUUCAGCUUUUGCUGGAAUCGUCUGAGAAGUAUUCGCAAGGACAUAACUCUUCAACAGUUGUGUGACUUAGAAACUGUUACGAUCAUUGAACAAUGUGCUCGUUUUCACAUUUGCUGUUAUGAUCUUAUGUGGGGCCUUGAAGUUUCAAGUGGUUUUGAUGAUAAGAUCAACACAAACAAUCUCAUAGAUUGUUUACAGACCUUAAAACAUCUUUACGAAGAUUUGGCAAAACAUAAUGUUAAAUGCCCCAAUGAACCAGAAUUUCAUGGGUAUUUGAUUUUAUUAAAACUAACCGUUGGUGAUGUAUUUUGGGAAUAUCAACAGUAUGCACCUGAAAUUCAGUUUUCUUCUAAAGUCCAAUUCGCCAUUGAAGUUUACAUGGCUUUCCUUAACAACAUGUAUUCCAAAUAUUUUGGUCUGGUCAAAAAAGCCUCCUACCUUGAAGCUUGUUUAUUACAAAGACAUUUUGAUCAAGUCAGGACCAAGGCUCUGAAAAUGAUGUUGAAAGCAUAUUCUCAUCCCAAUAGAAAUGUUAGUUUAACUACCUCAUUUCUAGUAGAUUGUCUUAAAUUUGAUUCACGAAAGAAUGUUAUACAAUUUUGUGAGAAAAUUGAGAGUCAGUUGGACAAGAAAAUUGAUUUUGAAGAAGAUGAUAUUGAGGAUGAGUAUAUUUCAACGUCAUCAUACCUCAUUGUAGACAAGAGAUUGCCUAUUGCCAAUGCUAUAGUAGGGGAAAACCAACCUCUUCCUGUAUACAUUCCUCAUCAAGUCCACUCAAGUUUUGACGAUGAGGGGAAUUUGAGAGAACCAAUUCAGUCUGCUCCAGAUGAAUUUUACAGUUCAUAUGAUUCGCCUUGUGAUGAAACUGACACUAGUGUCCCGGAUGUCAAAACUGAAACUUUGAGCCAAAACCAGCCAUUUAAAUUCUCUCUUAGUCCCAAAGUGACGCAGGAACCAGUUUUCAGCCAAAGUGUUUUUUCAAGAUUAGGUAAAAAACUUGAUACACCAUCAAGCAAAAAGUUAUUUGAAACCAAUUUAACUGAAUUUCACUCCUCUAAGUUUGAGUUUGGCACAAAAGUUGAUGCUGAAUCCGAUAAAUCAUUUUACGAUGAAGAUCAAUCUGAACCUUUUGACAUGCAGGAAGACACAUUUGAAGAGAUGAUUUGUGAUGAAGAUUUUGAGGUCAAAGCCAAAGAAGAAACCAUCAAACCUCUACAGUUUGCAGGUUUUGAUCCUGCAGGAAAAUCACUCUUCGGUAACCUGCAAGCAUUUUCUAGCCCACCAACAAUGCCUGUUAUGGCUGUGAACAAUAACAGUACUUUUCACCAAGGAAGUGUAAACCAGCCGUCAAACAUUUUUUCAGCAGCAAAUAAUAGUCAGAAGUUACAAAAAGAAACUAACUUUCAAUUUUCUUUAACUUCAAAACCUAUAAUAUCAGGCCACUUAUUAUCUAAAACCUCUGAAAAAUCCCCAGUUGUUAGUAAAACACAUAUCCAGCCAGUUUCAGCUCAUGUUGACUAUCAUUCAGGGAAGAUUAAAGCAUUUUCAAUGUUUCAAAGUGAAACUAAACCUCUUGCUGAGAGUGAAGUUAAAACACUUGUAGGAUUCCCAGUUAAAAAAUCCUUGGAAAAACACCAAGAUAGUACAAAAAUAGCCAUGAAACAAGAACAAGAAAUAUUAGAAAGAAAACUAUUGGAGGAAGAAAGAUUGAGAAUUGAAGAAGCCAAGAGGGCGGAACUUGAGAGGAAAAAAAGAGAUGAAAAACAGAAAGAAUUAGACAAAUUGAGGAAAGAUUUGAGUGAAAGAAUGAAAGCGAAAAAUGCCAAGAAGUAUUUAAGACUCUGGAAAACUCGUAUUGAGAAACUCAAAAAGAAGAGAGCUGAUUUUCCCAUGUUACAACAGUUAUCAGUUGAAGAUCAUCUGCGACUGUGGGGCAGAAUGAAAUCCAUCCCUACUACUGGUGUUUUUCAACGAGCCAAAGAUAGACAAAAUUUAGAUAAUAUUCUUUCUCAUUUAUUGAAAUACGGCGUCAAUAAUUCUUGCAUUUAUAUCGGCAAAGAGUUAGCAGAGUUAUUAGCUAAAUCUGUCGCUAAAACCAUGGACAUGGGAUCUGUACGUCCAGUGUUCUGGAAAUUAGCUAUGUCACUACCCUGGAAAGACAGAUCUACUCCCAUAUAUUCUGUUUUCAACCAAAUGAUGAGAAGAUGUUGUAGAGAAACCUUUUACAGUAAGACUGGUGCUCAGCUAGGUUCUGUAGAGUCUUUAAUGACCUCACUACAGAUUCCUGUUCAUAUAACUGUUCAUGUAUGGGAUGAUUUACUGUCUUCUAGUCACUUGAAAGGAAUGGACGCAUUGGUUUUUGUUGUAGCGGAUGGAUUUGAAUCAGAAAAGUCUUGCUUGGACAGACUACGAUGCUUAGUGACCAAACAGGCUAGGGGGAGUGAACUCGCUGUAUCGGUUAUGACUAUUAACGGCAGUAAAUUUAACAGAGUCUUGAAAAUGGAACUAGAAGAACUCCAAGAGCAAGGUCAUGUAGCCUAUUGGUCAGUGAAUGAGUGGACUAAUUCAAGCUGUCUUUUGAAAAAUCUGGCUUUUUUGACAAAACAUGUAAGUGUAGCAAAAGAUAUUUGUGCAAGACCUCUUGGGACGCUGGUCAGAGAGACUAUUGAAGACUUUAUUUUCAGUGUGGACUCCAGUCAAGUGUACUGUACGUCACUAAUGGAUGCUGUUGAAAACCCCAACGUAGUUAUCAAUGUAUAUAACACUUUCUUGACUAAACUGGAAGACCUGCUGCUGAGUAGAAAGCUUGAAAAGUACUUUGAUUUUGCAGAGGAAUUUAAAUCACACAUUCCUCCAAGUGAGUUUGGAGGUCCAGAACUGAUGUGCGGCAAGCAGUAUGACUACCAAUAUAAAUCUCAGAUAUCUGACACAAUCAAAUCCCUCAAACUCCCAGAACUUCCCGGAUGGCCUGCUGACACAAAUCUGAUAGAUUUUGACACUCUGGCUGAACUUCUAGAAACUUACUGCAUGACUCAACUAGAAGAUAGAGAAGUAUAUAAGGAAGUUAUUAGGAAGCUAGCCUUUAGCGUCUCUCAUCCUCCGAAUUUGCUGAAUAGUUAUUCCUGGCUGCACAUAGUUGGAUUGUUUGCAGAAUCUAGAUUUAGUCAAGUAUUUGUUGCAAAAAAAGAGAAAGAGAAAAUGUUUGUCAUUUACAACAAACGUGAUCUUCAAUUGAUGAUCAAUAAUCAGUGGUGGAUUGAACUGCCAAUUGUCGUAAAUGCAUGCAAAUAAAUGUAAAUGUAUUAAGUUUGUGUAUUGUAAAGUUUUGAAACUUUUGUAAAAAAUAUUGUAAAAAUGUUGAUUGUAGAAAUCUGACAAUUGUUGUAUGUAAUUACAGUACAGUAGUACAUCUGUGAAUUCUGUUAUGGUAAAAUGUGUUUGUUUUUCUUAA
Macrosteles quadrilineatus (aster leafhopper) is the source of this 4815-nucleotide messenger RNA. RefSeq names its product microspherule protein 1 (gene Rcd5). Bases 351 to 4655 code for a protein of 1434 amino acids. The record is from RefSeq and is a predicted model, not a curated record. Gene Ontology annotation, cellular component: cytoplasm; nucleus; Ino80 complex. NCBI's taxonomy places the organism in Eukaryota, Metazoa, Arthropoda, Insecta, Hemiptera, Cicadellidae. Gene Ontology annotation, biological process: mRNA export from nucleus; positive regulation of transcription by RNA polymerase II. Gene Ontology annotation, molecular function: protein binding; G-quadruplex RNA binding. The transcript is spliced from 3 exons.